AUGUCGUGGGUACGUACUGACCAUCCUAAGAGCAGUGGUAAGACCUCAAUAUCUGAUGACAUCAACAAGAGAAUCUUCACUGUGAUCAUGACUGACCUGGUGUCAAGGGACUCUAAUACUUACAGGUGUGUUGUGGAGAUCAAUGGAGGAACAGAUUUCAUGAUACAAAGGUUCUACCUGUCUGUCACUCCAGGUACUCCAGAACUCUAUGUGGAACAACAGGAAGUGUCUGGAGUAGAAGGAGGGAGUGUCACUGUCUGUUGUUACUAUAGUAACUCUGGAGACAUGAAGUGGUGCAGGAUGGGUGGUGAUUGUGUGAGUGGGUUUUCUGGGACUUUAAAUGGAACAUCAGUGACAUUAACGCGGACUAGUGAUGCCAACAACAGAACAGUCUUUACAGUGACUAUGAGUGGACUGAAGAUGGAGAACACUGACUGGUAUUGGUGUAGAGUUGGAGAACUAGAGAUGCCUGUUCACAUCACUGUCAGUCAACAAACUGCAACACAGAGAACCUCUAAGAUGACCUCAACAACCCAAGAUCCAACCCCUCAACAACCCUCUGCCUCUCCAACUGCUGAGCCUGUUCAGACUGACAACACAAGUCAAGGAGCUGAGGGGAACAUGGAGGAAGUCCACCAGAGGUCCAUAGAUGUGAAAGUCCUACUCAUCUCUCUGGGCAUGUUGGUGGUGGUGACAGCUGGUAUCCUAGUAACGUGGAAUAUGUGGAGAAGGCAUAAGGACAAUAAGGCCAAGGACCAGACAACAAACAACUCAGUGAGCCCAAACCCAGGGAGCCACCAUGACGUGAUGUACAGCACUGUGAUGCCUGAUCAGUUCAGGACAGAAGAGAAGGAUCCAUUUCCUGAAGCUGAGGAUGAUGUCACAUACAGCACUGUCAUCCUCCAGCACAAGACCCAACUAAAAGGACAGACCAAGUCAGCAGAACCAGAUGAUAAUGUGGUCUACAGCUCACUAGCUCUACAGGUGACCACACAGCAGAGGGCAGCAGCAGCACAGUAGUGACUGACAGAGAAGACCUUCCUUUUACUGGAAGGACAGAACACUCCUCUCUCCUUGGUCACAACAUCUGUCUGCCUCCAAUAUGAUUCUGUCAUUCCUCUUAACCCAUCCCAAGAAGACACCUCUAUCCUUUAGUGUAAUAAACUACUGAAGGCAGUCUGCUGUGUUUGUUCUGAUUAUCAUCACAUUUCUGUUAUUAGUUAUGUUCCACCACCUUUCCCCUUGUCUCUUAUUUCUUACAUCAUGAUCUUAUUGAUCUAGUUUAAUGUCCUAUGGCUGUAACUAAUCAUGAUCAAACGUGU
Oncorhynchus kisutch (coho salmon) is the source of this 1322-nucleotide messenger RNA. RefSeq names its product CMRF35-like molecule 1. Lineage: Eukaryota; Metazoa; Chordata; Actinopteri; Salmoniformes; Salmonidae. The transcript has 11 exons. The record is from RefSeq and is a predicted model, not a curated record. The coding region runs from base 1 to 1020 and encodes 339 amino acids. Gene Ontology annotation, cellular component: plasma membrane. Gene Ontology annotation, molecular function: transmembrane signaling receptor activity.